AUGGUACUUGACCAUACUGAUGUUGGAUCGAUCUCGCCCUCAAAGGCGUAUAUUGAGUGCAAAGAACUCGAUGUCGACGCAGAAUUCGGUGGUAUAGAGGCACGAAAUAAGCUGGAGCGCAGAUUGUUAUGGAAACUCGACCUGCACAUGUCAAUGCUGGUUCUCAUUUAUAUCCUUAAUUUUAUCGAUCGAAAUAACGCUAGUGCGGCUCGCACACGAGGGUUCACCACCGACCUUCAUCUCAAGGGUCAAGAAUUUGCGACGUUGUUGUCUGUUCUCUAUGUCGGAUAUAUUAUCAUGCAGGUUCCCUCCAACAUGUUUCUCAAUUACAUUGGAAAGCCGUCGCUUUACCUGCCUGCUUGUAUGGUAAUCUGGGGAGUCAUAUCGGCACUGACUGGGAUUACUACAAAUUUUGUCGGAGCGCUCCUCACGCGAUUCUUCCUCGGCUUCGUGGAAGCAGCGUUUUUCCCUGGUGCCAUAUUCUUGAUUUCGAAGUGGUACAAGAGAACAGAAAUAGGUCUCAGAUUGGCCAUUCUUUAUUGCGGAAACAUGAUCAGCAACGCCUUCGGAGCUCUCAUGGCAUCCGGUAUUCUUGCUAACAUGGACGGCGUCCGUGCACAAGCCGCAUGGAGGUGGCUUUUCUACAUCGAAGGAGCUCUGACUGUCGCCGUUGCUAUAAUGGCUGUCUUUGUUUUACCGGACUUUCCAACGACGACAAAGUGGCUUACUGAUGACGAGCGCCGGCUUGCAUUGAAACGUAUGGAGGAGGAUGCUGGUGUCGGGGACCAGUCAGAGACUGAGCAUGGGCGCCGCGGUCACGGCUUUUUUCUUGCUAUUGCCGACUGGAAAGUGUGGUGGUUCGUAAUACUGUCGAUUGCUCAGGUGACAGCAGUGUCCUUCGUUUUCUAUUUUCCUUCUCUUACUGCGACGCUUGGGUACAACCCAACGGUAUCGCUGCUCCUCGUUGCACCUCCUUGGGUAUAUGCUGUCAUUUUCACAUUCGUGUGGGCUAGACACUCUGAUAAAAGACAAGAAAGGUUCUUCCACAUGAGUAUUUCAAACCUCAUCGGUAUAAUUGGGUCCCUUAUUUCAAUAUGCACCAUGAACACUGCGGCCCGAUACUUAUCUCUGUUCUUCCUGGCGCAGUCCAAUUCGGCAAUUGUCUUGAUGACCACGUGGGAGAGUAACACAUUUGCCCGACCGCCGUCAAAGCGCGCAGUAUGUCUUUCGCUCGUCAAUGCACUUCAGCAACUUGGCAGCAUUUUAGGGUCGUACGUCUGGCCAGCCAAUUGGGGCCCUUCCUAUCGAUACUCUUAUGCCAUUGUGAUAGUGGCUAACGUUAUUACAAUCACGAUGACUUGGAUUCUCAGACAGCAUCUGAAGAAGUUGAACAAGAAGUUGGAGAAAGAAGAGCAGGAGCAAGGAAUCAAAGAAAAGGGAUUCCGCUACGUUCUUUGA
Molecule: messenger RNA, 1458 nt
Organism: Suillus bovinus
Lineage: Eukaryota; Fungi; Basidiomycota; Agaricomycetes; Boletales; Suillaceae
Product: MFS general substrate transporter
Exons: 10
Coding region: 1-1458 (485 amino acids)
Biological process (GO): transmembrane transport
Cellular component (GO): membrane
Molecular function (GO): transmembrane transporter activity
Source: RefSeq, a predicted model, not a curated record